This is a messenger RNA of Chroicocephalus ridibundus (black-headed gull), 2537 nucleotides long. RefSeq names its product mitochondrial intermediate peptidase (gene MIPEP). The record is from RefSeq and is a predicted model, not a curated record. Gene Ontology annotation, molecular function: metalloendopeptidase activity. Gene Ontology annotation, biological process: peptide metabolic process. The transcript has 19 exons. Gene Ontology annotation, cellular component: mitochondrion. NCBI's taxonomy places the organism in Eukaryota, Metazoa, Chordata, Aves, Charadriiformes, Laridae. Bases 252 to 2381 code for a protein of 709 amino acids.
CGGCAGGGCGGGCCGAGCUGCGGCAGGCCGCGCCAGGCCGCUUCGCAGCCGCUCGUAGGGGCAGCCUCGGCCCCGGAACGGCCGAGGCGAGACCGCGGGAGCCGGGCGGGCGGGCUGAGGGGAGCCGCUCCGCCUCCCUCCGCCCUGUGCUCGCCGGCGCUCCUCCUCCUUCUCCUCUUCCACCUCCUCUCGGCGCGGAGAUUGGGGCCGAGCCGGGAGCGCCUGGGCCUGCCGUGGAGGUCCGCUCCGCCAUGCUGGCCGGCUGCCGGCGGGCGCUGCCGGCGGCGCUGGGCCGGGCGCUGCGGGUCCGAGCGGCGGGUCCGGGCCGCCGGGCCGUCAGCACCAGCUGGUGCCCGGUGGGCGCCGCUUUCGAUGCGAAGCAGCAGCAGCAGCAGCAGCCGCCGCGGGGCAGCGCGGCGGGCAGGGAGACGGGUCUGUUUGGUGUUCCAGAACUGAGCUGCCCAGAAGGAUUUCAAGAGGCACAGGACAAAGCAUUGCAACAAUCAGAACAGCUAGUCCAGAAGGCAUGUUCAACACCACCUGGGCCAGAGACAGUAAUGAUCUUUGAUCAGCUUUCAGAUGCCUUGUGCAGAGUAGCAGACUUGGCUGAUUUUGUGAAAAUUGCCCAUCCUGACUUUGCAUUUAGAGAGGCUGCUGAAGAAGCUUGCAGGAACAUUGGUACUGUGGUAGAAAAAUUAAAUACAGAUGUUGAACUAUGUCAGAGUUUGAGACGUCUGCUAGCUGAUGAAGUUGUUAUGAGUUCCCUAGAUCCAGAAACCAGGCGAGUGGCAGAACUUUUUAUGUUUGAUUUUGAGAUCAGUGGCAUUCAUUUGGAUGAAGAAAAGCGUAAAAAAGCAGUCAACCUCAAUGUCAGAAUAUUGGACUUAUGUAAUGAAUUUCUGACAGGAGCUCACCUUCCCAACAAGAUUGACAAAAAUGUUUUGCCAGAGCAUAUUCGAUAUAAUUUUACAGCUGAAGGCAAUUACUUACAAGUUGCUGGUCUGCAUGCUGAUUGUCCUGAUGAUCUGGUGCGAGAAGCUGCUUACAAGAUUUUUCUUUACCCAAACGCUGAGCAGUUGAGCCGUUUAGAAGAAUUGCUUGCUAGCCGAAACAGUCUGGCACAGCUGGUUGGGUACGACACCUUUGCCCACAGGGCUCUUCAGGGAACAAUGGCCAAAACUCCAGAAACGGUAACACAGUUUCUGGAGAAGCUUUCUGACCAGUUGUCUAAAAGAGCUCAAAAAGAUUUUGAAAUGAUGACAAAGAUGAAGAUGAAGCUGAACCCCCAGAAUUCAAAGCUGAUGCCGUGGGAUCACCCUUACUACAGUGGCGUCCUUCGUGCUGAGAGGUACAACAUUGAUCCUGGCUUGUACUGUCCAUUUUUCUCUCUUGGGGCGUGCAUGGAAGGUUUGAACUCUUUGUUCAGUCGGCUCCUAGGAAUCUCCCUUUAUGCUGAACAGACACAGAGAGGAGAGGUUUGGUCUGAAGAUGUUCGAAAGUUGGCUGUUGUUCAUGAAACUGAGGGUUUGCUGGGAUACAUCUAUUGUGACUUCUUUCAGCGACCUGAUAAACCACAUCAGGAUUGUCACUUUACAGUUCGUGGAGGCAGGCUAAGGGAAAAUGGAGAGUACCAGCUGCCUGUAGUUGUUCUUAUGCUUAGCCUGCCCCAUUCAACAAGGGGUGCACCAACGCUACUAAGUCCGGGCAUGAUGGAGAAUCUCUUCCAUGAAAUGGGGCAUGCUAUGCAUUCAAUGUUGGGAAGAACUCGGUACCAACAUGUCACUGGAACCAGAUGUCCUACUGAUUUUGCUGAAGUUCCCUCAAUUCUGAUGGAGUACUUUGCAAAUGACUAUCGAGUGGUUAACCAAUUUGCAAGGCAUUAUAAAACGGGACAGCCACUACCAAAAAACAUGGUGUCAAGACUAUGUGAGUCCAAAAAGCUGUGUGCUGCAGCUGAUAUGCAACUCCAGGUAUUUUAUGCUGCCUUGGACCAAAUCUACCAUGGGAAACAUCCUCUAAAAAAGUCAACCACAGAAAUUUUAAAGGAAACACAGGAGAAAUUUUAUGGGUUGCCAUAUGUACCUAAUACAGCCUGGCAGCUGCGAUUCAGUCAUCUUGUGGGCUAUGGUGCCAAAUAUUACUCCUACCUCAUGUCUAGGGCUGUUGCCUCCAUGGUGUGGAAACAGUGUUUUGCUCAGGACCCGUUUGAUAGGGCAAUGGGUGAGCGUUAUCGUAGAGAGAUGCUGGCACACGGCGGUGGAAAAGAGCCCAUACUUAUGGUUCAAGGUAUGCUUCAGAAAUCACCUUCAGUUGAAGAUUUUGUGGAUGCCCUUGUUUCAGACUUAGACCAGGACUUUGAAACAUUUAUCAUGGACUCAUGAAAAUGUUCAACAGAACUGAAUUCUUUUAUGGAAGAUUGCAUAUGUCUUCAUAAUCGUGGAUAAAAUACUGUUGUGACCUAGUUUUGCUUCUUGGUGAACACUUGUAAAAGUUUCGAUAUUCAUGUUGGUGGAACAGUAAUAAAUAAUUUCAUUGGA